Molecule: messenger RNA, 1476 nt
Organism: Zophobas morio
Lineage: Eukaryota; Metazoa; Arthropoda; Insecta; Coleoptera; Tenebrionidae
Product: proteasomal ubiquitin receptor ADRM1-like
Exons: 7
Coding region: 192-1409 (405 amino acids)
Cellular component (GO): proteasome regulatory particle, lid subcomplex; cytoplasm; nucleus
Molecular function (GO): endopeptidase activator activity; proteasome binding
Source: RefSeq, a predicted model, not a curated record
UGCACCGUCGAUGUUGAAUGUUGAUCUGUCAAACGUGGUGACGGAGCUGAAAACAGCAGAAAUAUUUCCUUUAUAUGUAAAAAAUAAACGCUUAUUCCAGUUGUUUCUCAGAAGCGAGCAAAACAGUUCAGCAAAUUUUACAACAGCUUGGUAUUUAAUAAUAUCAAUAAAUCACUAACUUCUCGUACAAGAUGCCUGCAGGAGGUGCGUUAUUUGGUAGUGCCGCCACCGGACCUGGUUCUACUGGUGGCAAUAAACAUUUAGUUGAGGUCCGGGCUGGGAAAAUGAAUUUGAAAGGGCGCAUGGUUUACCCCGAUAAGCGCAAAGGUCUUCUCUAUGUAUACCAAAGCGACGAUUCUCUAAUGCACUUCUGUUGGCAAGACCGCACCACUGGAAUAGUAGAAGAUGAUUUAAUCAUCUUUCCUGAUGAUUGUGAAUACAUAAAAGUACCUCAGUGCACCACAGGCCGCGUAUACUUGCUGAAAUUUAAAUCAUCAAGUCGCAAAUUUUUCUUCUGGCUACAGGAACCACGCACCGACAAAGAUGAUGACAACUGCAAACGCAUUAAUGAACUCUUGAACAACCCAUCAAGUGCGGUACAAUCUUCUCAGUCACCAGAUCAAGAUUUGCAAUCUUUGUUUAAUAACAUGUCUCAAUCGCAGUUGAUGCAGUUAUUUGGGAGUGGCGUUGGGCAGAUGGGGGGGUUGUCAAGUCUGUUGGGUACUAUUAGGGGCCCUAAUAGUGGAAGUGCACGCACUAGCACUACUCCUGCAAUCACCCAUCGUACAACUGUACCAAGUACACCAACAACAAACACAACAACAACUACCGUGAGUUCAAAUCCGCCAGCAACAACAACAACUCCACAAACUACAACUGCCCCAGUUACAGCUCCUGGGGCUCCAGCGCGAGCUUCUAAUACAGGGCGAUCCAGCGAUUCGUCUUGCGGCCAUAGAAUUCAAUUAUCUGAUUUGCAGAAUUUCUUACAGGGCAUUACGCCAAUAUCUUCAUCACAACAAUCAGGAGUCGAUUUAUCCACUGCGUUGACAGCAGACAGUUUAUCUGGAAUUUUGAACAAUCCAGGAGCUUUGCAGGCUUUACAAAGCCACUUGCCUGCUGUUGAAGGUGACCCGCAAGAAGCGUUACGUUCGACAAUAAAUUCUCCCCAAUUUCAACAAGCUGUAUCCCAAUUCUCUAGUGCUUUGGAAUCUGGACAAUUAGGUCCUGUUGUAUCCCAGUUAGCUGUUAAUCCGGAAGCUGUGGCAGCUGCAGCCCAGGGUAACAUGCAAGAUUUUGUGAAAGCGUUAGAGAAAAAUGAAGCAACUGGUUCUAAAGAAGAAUCUGAUAAGGACAAAAAGGAAGAGAAGAAAGAUGAUAAGGAUGAUGACCAAAAUAUGCAACUUGAUUAAAAUUCUAGAAGCUUUGAAAUAGUUUGAAUUUAAUGAUUAUAAUAAUAAAGUCACGAAUUGAUAUAAA